Molecule: messenger RNA, 2529 nt
Organism: Chelonia mydas (Green sea turtle)
Lineage: Eukaryota; Metazoa; Chordata; Testudines; Cheloniidae
Gene: CD58
Product: CD58 molecule
Exons: 10
Coding region: 111-1154 (347 amino acids)
Source: RefSeq, a predicted model, not a curated record
UUCGGUCUGGGGGCGGUGUCCUUGCCUGGGUUUGUGCAGCGCGGCGCCGCGGAGCAGAGUGGAGCGAACGCGCCGGGCCCGCGCAGCCCGGUCCGGCCCCGCGAGCCGACAUGGGGCCCGCCGGCCGCCUCUCCGCGCUCGGGCUGCUGCUGCUGAGCGCCCUGCUGGUAUGCACCCGGUCUCAAGAUCAAGAGUCUGUGUUUGCGAUUGUGGGAGAAGAGUUUACUUUUUCACCAAAAUUUAAGGGUGCUAUACGCGAAAUUACCUGGAUGAAAAGAAAAAAUAAAGUGGCUGAAUGGGAAAGUGGUGGGUUGCUUACGUAUUUUUCUAGCUUUGAAGAAAGAGGACAGCUUGACACAUCUUCUGGCAAUUUGACCAUCAAAAAGUUAAACCUUCAUGAUGCUGCAGAGUAUGAGGCACAGGUUCUAACUGCUGACGAUAACCAGCUCCAGUAUACAAAAUUUGUAUUUGAAGUAUUGGAUCCUCCUCCUCCAUCGGUAUUAAAUUGCAGUGUCACUAAUGGUCAGAUUAGAAUAUUGUGUGCGGUACAUUUCUCAAAGGAUGUGCGCUACAGUUGGUAUCGGGAUGACAUAAAAAUUAUUCAUGCUAAUAAUCCUGUUCUCGAACUUAAAGAAAACGCAAACCCUUCAGAGAAAGUUUUCUGCAUCAAAGAAGUCUCCAAAACAAAAAUCAACGACUCAAUCUCUCUGAGCGCGUGCUUCUCGGAGAGUCCCAACAUUCUUUCAAGAGGUAGAGAUGGUUUAAUAGCAAUUUUUGUUGUUCUUCUUCUUCUCCUUCUAUUCAUGGGAGCACUCCUCUUUCUAUGGAGAAAAGGUUUGCUUUCCAAUGUUCUCCAUCAGAUACCCACAAAUCACUCAGCUGUAUAUAAGACUGAAGAACAACAUCUUACAGAAGAUGACAGAUUUCCAGAAGAAAGCGGCCAAAAAGAUGAAGUGAAGAACUCAGAAGAGACUAAAUCAGUGAGCCAGCAUGACCUUUCCUCCACUCAAGAGAAUGCAGAUUAUGAAAAUAUCACAAAGGGGAAUCAGGAGCCAGGAUGCUUUAUUUGGCCAUUGGGGUUUGCCAUGGUGUUUGAGCCAUGUUUGGAGAUCUUAAACAGCAAAGGGACGCAGACUAACAACACAAUAGACUAAACUCCAUUGCGGAGUGACAAAAGAGAUUGAGAGAAGAAAUGGAACAAGUAUCUUGUGGAUGUCAUCAAUGAGUGCUUGAGUUCUCCCUAACAAAAGUGUUUUGAAGAUUCGUGUAUUUGUUCUCAAGCUUCCAGCAAUGCCCACUUUUAUCUUUCGAGGGCAGAUGCCCUCUUUCUUCAAUGUUGGUUAUUUUGAAAAUGGACAAUGAGUCAAGGAGCAAAUCCCUUUGCAUCCGUGCUUUUUUUUAUACUUUUGUUUUACAAGCAAGCAAACGUGAAACAUAGGAGCCAGGUUUAUUUAUGCCAAUAUUUCCAGACAUUAACUAACACAAGUGAAUGUAGACAAAUCAAAAACUAAUCGACAUGAUAUACAACUCCAACUGUAACAUUAUUUACAUUCAAAGGAGAAGAGUAUUCAGAGGGGCGACUCUCAUUUUCUCCGCCUCCCUAUCUGAAAGAAAAGGCCACAAUGACACUGUCCAUGCAUAGAUGAGCAACAGCUUUCCUGGCUCUUGUUUCUUCCAGAAAGCACCACCAUCACCCUCCACCCCCACCACUAAGUUCUAAUUUUUUUUUGAAUAGCAAAAGGUGGACGCACCUUCUAGCUCAGUGGACAUGGUAUCAACUCGGCUAGAGUAAAUGGCACAGUGGUUCUCAAACUGUGGGUCAGGCCCAAAAGUGGGUCAUGACCCUGUUUUAAUGAGGUCGCCUGGACUGGCGUUAGACUUGCUGGGGUCUGGGGCUGAAGCCAAAGUCUGAGUCCCACUGCGCAGGACGGGGGCUGAAGCCAAAGCCCAAGGGCUCGGGCUAUAGCGCCCUCCUCCCAUCCCCGCUGCCCACCCAGAGGGGCAAGGCUCAGGCUUCCGUCCCUCUUCCUGGAGUUGUGUAGUAACUUUUGUUGUCAGAAGGGGGUCGCGAUGCAAUGAAGUUUGAGAACCCCUGCUACCCAAACAAUGUAUCCUCAGACUCUAAGGUAAGUCUCAAGAGCAAUUGCGUUUGUGGCGCCCACAACUGUGUCAGAACAGCUGAUCUAAAAGCAUCAGCACAGACACUUCAUUCACUAUCAGAAGGAGAUUAUCAACCAAUGAAACCAGUACAGUCUCUGUGCCAAACCCAGGUCUCAAAUCUAUGCAAGUCAGGGCUUUGAUGUAUGAAGUUAGGCACCCAAAAAAUCUACAUACUUUAGAGCAGUGGUUCUCUAACUUUUUUUUUUGCGGACCACUUGAAAAUUGCUGUGGGUCUCAGUGGGCCACUUCAUGAUCUUUCCAAAUGUUGUUUGUACCGUGAGCUAACUAUUGUAAAGAGCUUUGGAUUAAAAAAAACCUUAAUUAACAUUUUUUUGUUCUACAAAUAAAAGCACACAACUCAUAUUUUAA